Messenger RNA from Castor canadensis (American beaver), 1467 nucleotides. Lineage: Eukaryota; Metazoa; Chordata; Mammalia; Rodentia; Castoridae. The record is from RefSeq and is a predicted model, not a curated record.
AUGCUGCUGUGGGUCCGGCAGGUGCUGCCGGCCUUGGUCCUCCCUGUGCUCCUGGCUCAGGGAAAAGCCAGGCAGAGGGGAGCCCCCCAGACCCCCAAUAGCACGAUGCCUGCGCUGCUGAGACUGUCUGAUCACCUCCUGGCCCACUACAAGAAGGCAGUGAGGCCUGUGCGGGACUGGAGGAAGCCGACCACUGUCUCCAUCGAUGUCAUUAUCUAUGCUAUCCUCAGUGUGGAUGAGAAGAAUCAGGUACUGACCACUUACAUCUGGUACCGGCAGUUCUGGACUGAUGAGUUUCUCCAGUGGAAUCCUGAGGACUUUGACAACAUCACCAAGUUGUCCAUCCCCACGGACAGCAUCUGGGUCCCCGACAUUCUCAUCAAUGAAUUUGUGGACGUGGGGAAGUCUCCAAGUAUCCCGUAUGUGUAUGUUCGGCAUCAGGGUGAGGUCCAGAACUACAAGCCCUUUCAGGUGGUGACCGCUUGUAGCCUCAACAUCUAUAACUUCCCCUUUGACGUACAGAACUGCUCACUGACCUUCACUAGCUGGCUGCACACCAUCCAGGACAUCAACGUCUCCCUGUGGCGCUUGCCAGAAAAAGUGAAGUCUGACAAGAGUGUGUUCAUGAAUCAGGGCGAGUGGGAGCUGCUGGCUGUGCUCACCCAGUUUCAGGAGUUCAGUGAAAGCAGCGACAGUUACGCAGAAAUGAAGUUUUACGUGGUCAUCCGCCGGCGGCCCCUAUUUUAUGCAGUAAGCCUGCUCCUGCCCAGCAUCUUCCUCAUGGUCGUGGACAUUGUGGGCUUCUACCUGCCCCCAGACAGUGGCGAGAGGGUCUCCUUCAAGAUCACACUUCUCCUGGGCUACUCGGUCUUCCUGAUCAUUGUGUCUGACACUCUACCGGCCACUGCCAUCGGCACGCCACUCAUUGGUGUCUACUUUGUGGUGUGCAUGGCUCUGCUGGUGAUAAGCUUAGCUGAGACCAUCCUCAUCGUGCGGCUGGUACACAAGCAAGACCUACAGAAACCCGUGCCUGCCUGGCUGCGGCACCUGGUCCUGGAGAGAAUUGCCAGGCUACUCGGCCAAGGGGAGCAGCCGACCUCCCACAGGCCUCCAGCCACCUCCCAAGCCACGAAGACUGAUGACUGUUCAGUGUCUGCCUUUCUUUCAGCCAUGGGAAACCACUGCAGUCAUUUGGGGGGACCCCAGGACUUGGAGAAAGCACCAAGGGGCAGAGGCAGUCCUCCCCCACCACCGCGGGAGACCUCUCUGGCUGUGCGUGGGCUACUGCAGGAGCUGUCCUCCAUCCGGCACUACCUGGAGAAACGGGAAGAGAUACGGGAGGUGGCCCGGGACUGGCUGCGCGUGGGGUCUGUGCUGGACAAGCUGCUCUUCCGCAUCUACCUGCUGGCAGUGCUGGCCUACAGCAUCACUUUGGUCACACUUUGGUCCAUCUGGAAUUAUUCCUGA